Octopus bimaculoides (California two-spot octopus) is the source of this 885-nucleotide messenger RNA. RefSeq lists its product as uncharacterized. The record is from RefSeq and is a predicted model, not a curated record. NCBI's taxonomy places the organism in Eukaryota, Metazoa, Mollusca, Cephalopoda, Octopoda, Octopodidae.
AUGAGAAAAAUAAGGGAUGUUAUCCACCAAAUCAAUCCUUAUGCAGAAUUGUACAAGAACAUCCAUGCAGUUGAACAACGAGAAGAGGAAAGAGCCAGAAGAGUCAAUGUGUCAAUACGGAGAUAUGAGUUCCGCUUCAGGAGAGGGUCCGAUAUCAGGCGCUACAAUUUCCCCACCAGCAAUGAAAUAGCAGUAGUGUUUGUUAGAGAAAACGGUGUCCCUCCUGAAAAUAGAGACAUUAUUGUGUAUCCCAGAGAUGCUCCUUCUGAAAAAAUAUCUUACAUGUCAUGUCACUUGGAUCCUAUGAGCUACCCAAUUCUGUUUUCCCCCGGGGAAUUUGGUUGGCAUUGUGAGAUGCAGCAUAUCGUGGAACGCCGGACACGUCUGCGUAAUCGUCUGACAAUGCAAGAAUACUACAGCUAUCGUCUUGCAUUCAGAGAUGGGUUUAGUGUUAUUCACAGAGCUGGAAAAUUAUUUCAACAAUAUGUUGUGGAUGCAUAUGUCAAGGUUGAAAGUUGUAGGUUGCAAUAUCUUAGGAACAAUCAGACCCAGUUGCGAGUGGAAAGGUACAACGGAUUCAUGGACUAUUUGAACACAGGAGCAGAUGAGAAUAUUGAAUCAGGAGUGCCAGUGAUACUGCCUUCCUCAUUCACAGGCAGUCCAAGGAAUAUGAACCAAUAUUUUCAGGAUGCCAUGUCAAUUGUUUCAAAAUAUACUAAACCAGACUUGUUCAUCACUUACACUUGCAACCUGAAGCGCCCUAAGAUAGUUGAUAACCUACAGCAAAAUAGGCCAGAUUUAGUUGCCCGAGUGUACAAGUCACACCUUGCAGAACGUAUGAGGGACAUAAGGGAUAGACACAUUGUUGGUAGCGUUGAGAAAUGA